Histoplasma capsulatum G186AR is the source of this 1526-nucleotide messenger RNA. RefSeq lists its product as uncharacterized. Lineage: Eukaryota; Fungi; Ascomycota; Eurotiomycetes; Onygenales; Ajellomycetaceae. Bases 81 to 1526 code for a protein of 481 amino acids. The transcript has 4 exons. The record is from RefSeq and is a predicted model, not a curated record. Gene Ontology annotation, molecular function: metal ion binding.
AAUCCUCUUGCUGCUCAAUACCUAAUCCAUACCCGUGUGUUGGUCUGCCAAACGGGCACCGGGAACGUAAUAGAGGCGUGAUGUCAGCCCCAUCAACCAUUGGCCUCGGUGCCGCAUCUACGAAUCCUGGCUCCUCGCUCACAACUGACACAUCAGGACUUCUCCGAACCGUGCAAGGUCAUGUUGGUGAUAUAAGAGCUCUGAUAUACUGCGGAGUUUGUGUCAAACUGCUUUACGAACCAUUCACCCUAGCAUGCGGCCAUACAUUUUGUUACAGUUGUCUGACACAAUGGUUUGUGAGCCACCAACGGAAAAAAACUUGUCCAGACUGUCGAGCUUCUGUCUCAGCCCAACCUGCUCCAGCCUAUCUGAUCCGUGAAAUUGUCCACACAUUUAUCACCCGAGCGGAACUGCUUGAAAACGAUGGAACCACAAAGGAACAUCUCUUGAACAAACGCGCGGAGACCGAGAAAAUGGAAUCGGACAAGUCGAGUACUGACCCAGUAAAUGGCGGCCUAUUUCAAGGCUGCUUCAAAUGUCCUCUACCCUUGAAUGAGCCGAUCAACGAUAUCGCAGAUGGUGUUACUAGGUGUCCUCAUUGUGCCUGGGAGCUCGAAGACGGGGGAUGUCUACAUUGUGGGUAUAUGAUGGAUGGGCUUUCGGACAGUGAUUUUUCCGAUGACGAUGACUCUAUUUCAAUGACAGAUGAAAUCGAUGACGUCGAGGACGGAUUUUCAUCAAUCGAUACGGAUGGUAUAGCAUGGAACGAACUUGACCCUGAGUUACAAUAUCACAUGUACUACCAUCACCAUUACCAUCCCGGAUUUCGCCAGACAAGCGACGGAUCAUCUGUAAUGCAUAGGAGCACCGAUCACAGCGAGGAUGAAGAUUUACAUGAUUCGGAGAUGUCUGACUUUAUUGAUGAUGGCACAAUAGACGAAGGCAUAGAAACAGAUCACUCAACUGUUGUUGGCGCAACUACCAUCGUAUCGGACUCUGAGAGCGACCUAGAAGCGCAUGUAGGGUCUAGAGCUCUUCGGUCUCGUAUCCGGCAAACUACAUCUUUUGGUGAUGGUGAUGAUGACGACGACGAGGAUCAUGAUGAUGGCAAUAAUGAUGAUGGGGAAACAGAGGGGAUGAUAGAUGAUGGUGAUGAUGGUGAUGAUGAUGACGAUGAUCCGGUACGAGCGCCAACGAGGGCGGUUCAGCGACGGUGCGAGAUAUCGUCCGCUUCUAUCGAUCAUCCUACUCGUCUCCGGUACCGCGCAACAAACGCUAGCCCAAGGACGUCAGUUAGUGAUAGCGAUGAUGACGAGCAUUGUGAAGAAGGUUUUUCCUUUUCAAAUGCAUUGGAUCGUGUUCGCGCGUCGGGCUCAAACGUGCAUAGCCCAGAACCUCUCGAUGAUGAUUCCGACGUUCCUGUCGCCCCCAUAAGCAGCAGAAGGAGAGGCUCACGGCCAGGCCGGAUACGACCAAGCCAGCGCCGAGGUCGUCACCAAGGCCGGGCCCCGGAGAUUUCUAACUGA